AUGGGCUUUUACUACUCCCAAUUCCUCGUCAGACCGAGCUACCCCACGAACUCAUUUGCGGGCCAAACUGUACUUGUGACAGGAGCCAAUGUCGGCCUGGGCCUUGAGGCUACUCGCCACUUUCUCCGACUCCAAGCCGCUAGGGUGAUCCUAGCCGUCCGGAAUGUGGCAGCGGGGGAAGACGCCAAGCAAGAGCUGGAAUCAUCCACUGGCAGGGCCGGGGUGUGUGAGAUCUGGGAGUUGGACCUAGCCUCAUAUGCCUCUGUCCAAGCGUUUGCCCAAAAGGCCGCCCAGUUGCCUCGGAUCGACGUCGUAGUCGCUAAUGCCGCCAUUGCAACGACCAACUUCAACCUGGCCGAGGGCCACGAACGGACCAUCACUGUGAACGUCAUCAGCACCAUUCUUCUUGUCUUGCUACUGUUUCCUAAGCUCCGGGAGACAGCCAAGAAGUACCCUGAGGCCCCCCGUCCUCGGCUGACCGUUGUGGUCAGUGAGACCCAUGCGUGGACCCCGUUUCCCGAGUACAAGGCGGCGAAUACGUUCGAAGAGCUCGACAAUCGGGCGACGGCGGACAUGGUGAACCGAUACGCCAGCUCCAAACUUAUGGAGAUUAUGAUUCUGCGAGAGAUAGUGGAUCGGGCGUCGGAUGCCGAGCAGCAUGUGGUGGUUAAUAUGGUGAAUCCAGGCCUGUGUCAUUCGAAGCUGGCUCGGGAGACUGGGUGGGGCUUCUGGUUGUUCAAGCAACUUGUUGCUCGCUCCACGGAGGUGGGAAGCCGAACUUUGUUGGCCGGAGCAUCUGCAGGGGCUGAAAGCCACGGCAAGUACAUGACUGAUGGCAAAGUCGCUGAUACUGCUUUAUCCGCAUUUGUCCGUAGCCCGGAGGGGAAGAAGGCGCAGCAUAAACUCUUGGCAGAGCUUAUUCCCAUCUUGGAACGCAUUGACUCUUCAAUUAUGCAGAACCUUUAG
Molecule: messenger RNA, 966 nt
Organism: Penicillium samsonianum
Lineage: Eukaryota; Fungi; Ascomycota; Eurotiomycetes; Eurotiales; Aspergillaceae
Product: putative short-chain dehydrogenase/reductase family protein
Exons: 1
Coding region: 1-966 (321 amino acids)
Source: RefSeq, a predicted model, not a curated record